Messenger RNA from Mus pahari (shrew mouse), 1040 nucleotides. Its product is annotated as centrin-4. Gene Ontology annotation, molecular function: calcium ion binding. Gene Ontology annotation, biological process: mitotic cell cycle; nucleotide-excision repair; centriole replication. The record is from RefSeq and is a predicted model, not a curated record. The transcript has 5 exons. Gene Ontology annotation, cellular component: centriole; centrosome. NCBI's taxonomy places the organism in Eukaryota, Metazoa, Chordata, Mammalia, Rodentia, Muridae. Bases 82 to 588 code for a protein of 168 amino acids.
ACCGCCUGUCGGGAGCAAACGCGCGCCGCGGACGGGAGGGCGGCUGUUGCGCGGGCGCGUGCAGGGGCGCAGGUAGUGGAUAUGGCAUCCAGCCAUCGCACAACUUUAGACCAAUGGAAGAAAAAAGCAGCAACAGCUGAACUGAAUGACACCCAAAAGCAAGAAAUUAAAGAGGCCUUUGACUUAUUCGAUAUUGAUGGAUCUGGAACCAUAGAUCUGAAAGAACUGAAGAUUGCAAUGCGGGCCUUAGGAUUUGAGCCCAAGAAAGAAGAAGUGAAACAGCUGAUCGCUGAAAUCGACAAGGAAGGGACCGGCACCAUUUGUUUUGAAGACUUUUUUGCCAUCAUGAGCGUAAAAAUGAGUGAAAAAGAUGAGAAAGAAGAAAUACUGAAGGCAUUUAAAUUAUUUGAUGACGAUGCUACCGGAAGCAUAUCACUAAAUAACAUCAAGAGGGUUGCCAAGGAGCUAGGGGAAAACUUAACCGAAGAUGAAUUACAGGAAAUGCUUGAUGAAGCUGAUCGUGAUGGGGAUGGAGAGAUAAAUGAGGAAGAAUUCUUGAGGAUGAUGAGGAAGACCAGCCUUUAUUAGCUGCUUGGUGCCUUCCAGGAGGUUUGAACAGCUUGCCUGUUAAGCAGUUCAAUGCUGUCAUACCUGAGUGUACCCAUUUCCACUUUUAGUUUAGGUUAGUCCCUUGGUGUCUAAUCUGUGCCAGAAGUUAUAUGUCCCUACCAAUGUUAUUAAAUCUGUCGUAGCAAGAAACAAACAGACAAACAAACGCAUGAUUUAUUUGAACUGUGAGCCCCAAAACAGUAUUUCCAUAUGGUAUUUUAAAGCUGUAGAUUCCAAAGACAUUUGACUUUUAUUUUUCGGUUGAAUAAAGUUGGCCCCCAGAUCCAGAUGAAAUUGUUUUUAAAAACAAUUUGAAAAUGGUAUUUUUCCAUUAUUUCCUUUUAUAUGACUUAAAAAAACUGAUAAACAUGUGUUUUUUAAUCUGUUCCUUCACUAUGUAAAGUAUUAAUAAAACUGGAUGACAUACAGUG